This is a messenger RNA of Sarcophilus harrisii (Tasmanian devil), 3728 nucleotides long. It is a transcript of the gene NRF1, whose product is annotated as nuclear respiratory factor 1. Gene Ontology annotation, molecular function: DNA-binding transcription factor activity, RNA polymerase II-specific; RNA polymerase II cis-regulatory region sequence-specific DNA binding. The transcript is spliced from 11 exons. Lineage: Eukaryota; Metazoa; Chordata; Mammalia; Dasyuromorphia; Dasyuridae. The record is from RefSeq and is a predicted model, not a curated record. Gene Ontology annotation, biological process: regulation of transcription by RNA polymerase II. Gene Ontology annotation, cellular component: nucleus. The coding region runs from base 107 to 1618 and encodes 503 amino acids.
UAGCUCUCGCCAUUGCCGCUGGUGGCAGGAGGCGGCGAGGAGCCGGCGCGGUCGCAGUCUCCACGGCGCAGGCCCGCGGUAGCGCAGCCGCUCUGAGUAUUUAUUCAUGGAGGAGCACGGAGUGACCCAGACAGAACAUAUGGCUACCAUCGAAGCUCAUGCCGUGGCCCAACAAGUACAACAGGUCCAUGUAGCCACUUAUACAGAACACAGCAUGUUGAGUGCUGAUGAAGACUCUCCUUCUUCUCCCGAGGACACCUCCUAUGAUGAUUCAGACAUCCUCAACUCUACAGCCGCUGAUGAAGUAACAGCCCACUUGGCUGCAGCAGGUCCUGUGGGAAUGGCGGCAGCUGCUGCUGUGGCAACAGGAAAGAAGCGAAAACGACCCCAUGUCUUUGAAUCUAAUCCUUCCAUCCGGAAGAGGCAGCAGACCCGGUUGCUAAGGAAACUGCGAGCCACUCUAGAUGAAUAUACAACUCGAGUGGGACAGCAAGCUAUUGUCCUAUGUAUCUCUCCCUCAAAACCCAACCCUGUUUUUAAAGUGUUUGGUGCAGCACCUUUGGAGAAUGUGGUGCGCAAGUACAAGAGCAUGAUCCUUGAAGACUUGGAAUCGGCCUUAGCAGAACACGCCCCUGCGCCACAGGAGGUUAAUUCGGAGCUGCCACCUCUCACCAUCGAUGGAAUUCCUGUCUCUGUGGACAAGAUGACCCAGGCUCAGCUUCGGGCAUUCAUCCCAGAAAUGCUCAAGUACUCCACAGGCCGUGGGAAGCCAGGAUGGGGGAAGGAGAGCUGUAAACCAAUAUGGUGGCCAGAGGACAUCCCAUGGGCAAAUGUCCGCAGUGAUGUCCGAACAGAAGAACAGAAGCAAAGGGUGUCAUGGACCCAAGCACUACGGACUAUAGUCAAAAACUGCUAUAAACAACAUGGGCGGGAAGAUUUGUUGUAUGCUUUCGAAGAUCAGCAAACACAACAGCAGGCUACAGCAACACAUAGUAUAGCACACCUGGUACCCUCCCAGACUGUAGUCCAGACCUUUAGCAAUCCUGAUGGCACUGUCUCACUUAUCCAGGUUGGUACAGGAGCAACAGUAGCCACUUUGGCUGAUGCUUCUGAAUUGCCCACCACUGUCACUGUUGCCCAAGUGAACUACUCUGCUGUAACUGAUGGAGAGGUAGAACAAAAUUGGGCCACAUUACAGGGCGGUGAGAUGACCAUCCAGACAACACAGGCUUCAGAAGCAACCCAGGCAGUGGCAUCAUUGGCAGAAGCAGCUGUUGCAGCUUCUCAGGAGAUGCAACAAGGAGCAACUGUCACCAUGGCUCUCAACAGUGAAGCCGCCGCCCAUGCUGUCGCCACCCUGGCUGAGGCCACACUGCAAGGGGGAGGACAGAUCGUCCUGUCUGGGGAAACCGCAGCAGCCGUAGGAGCACUUACUGGAGUCCAGGAUGCUAAUGGCUUGGUGCAGAUUCCAGUGAGCAUGUAUCAGACUGUGGUAACCAGCCUGGCCCAAGGGAACGGUCCGGUCCAGGUGGCCAUGGCCCCCGUGACGACGAGGAUAGCGGACAGUGCUGUCACCAUGGAUGGCCAGGCUGUGGAGGUGGUGACAUUGGAACAGUGACACUGAUCUGGAUCAUGGGGUCAUUUUCUACUCUACGACAAAGAAGUUUUUUACACGUUUGCAGAAGUGCAAUCAAGCGCCAUUAAGUCUCCCAACUUUGGAAGCAAGUUUUGUUAUCCUUUUUUUUUAAAAGGAAAAAAAAGGGGGGGGAGCAGAGGACACAUGAAAUGGCAUUUUUUUAAAAGCACCACUCUUGAUUUUCUGAUGCAGUGGAGUUAAAUUCAACACUGUUGAUUUCACUGUCCAGAAAAUGCCAAAUUGUGGCAGGACUCCUUUCUGCGGAAAACGUGUGUAUAUAUGUGUGUGUGUGUGUGUGUGCGUGUGUGUGUGUGCGUGCGUGUGUGGAAAAAUAUAUGUAUAUGUGUACAUAGGUAUAUACACAUUUACAUAUAUAUGAAAUAUAUAUAUGUGUGUAUAUAUGUAUAUAUAUAUAUGAGAAACCCACAUUAAAUUAGCUGUAUGAAAUCAAGGUGAGCUGUGGAAAAAGUAAUUCACCCAGUUUAGUGGGUGGUAGGUUACACAGCUAGACACAGUUGCUCUGCUAUAUGUUUCUUCUAGGGCCAUGCAUUGAGCUACUGACAGACUAGGCAGAGGUAGCCAUGCCUUCUGAGAAAGCUGCCCUAAGAGAGGCAGUGAAAUCUUUCUACUGGACUCACCCCAAGGAAAGGGAACGCAGAGUGGGGUGCAUUGGGAGGUGUCCACACACGGGCAGGGAUUGUGGCGAAAGCAGAGCAGAGGCAGGCACUCCUGGAGGCAGGGCCAGAUUUAACAGCACCCCAGGUGGGCUGGAGCCCCCUCCUCCACCUUCCUUGGAAACCUUUUUUUUUUUUUUUAAACAGCAAUUUCAAUUUUCCUUUGGUCAGCCCUGAUUUUGAUCUUAUCCAUAUGAACUGAAGAAUAGAAAAGAUAGAUAAGAUUUGAGGAAACUUAUGUAAGUGUUUGAGGGGGAGGGAGGGUGUAUGUAUGUGUGUGUAUGGGGGGGGGAACAAGAGGGGGAGAAAGAGGGAGAGAGUAAGUGUGUGUGUGUGAGUGAGAGAGAGAAGGAGGGAGGGAGAGGGAGAGAGAAAUCAAUUUUCAAGGAACAGGAGACAACAACUACCUUAAAUGUUUUCUUUCCUGCAACUUUGUGGCUUAAUAUUAAACCCCAGAACUGAAAGGUACGUCUGAUUCACAUAAGGUGUGACUGUUACUGAUGAUAUUGGGUCAGAGUAAAAGAAAACAAGUGAACCAAGGAUAGAGUGUGUGUUCCCUUCCCUCCAGGAUUUUGAUUCCCAUUCAUUUUCUUCUCUACCUAAGUGACUUUGGAGAUACGAAUGGAGGGUUUACAUUUGUACCCCAGGAUCCUGGACAACACAGGUCUCGUACCUGUCCCAGCCAGCCCUGUACAGCUUUCCUGCCCCUAACAGUGGUUGUUUGAUCUGUAUAUUCUUUUUACUCUUAAACACAAUUUCCCUGCUGCAAGCGUUGGAUUUCCAGUGGCAGAUUAUCACUUGAAUUCCCAGCAAGCCGAACCUCUGCUCCUUGAACACAGGAAUCCCUCUUCCUCUCUCUUCCCAGACCCUUUUCCCCCAGUGUGUGCAGCAGUGUAUGUAUUUAAUGUUUUUUUAAUACAACAUUAAGAGAUUCUUCAUGUCUUGCUCAGCCUUUGAGAAAGUUUCAGAUUCUCGGAUUUGCUUGUUUUAUAUGAAGCUUUCCGAUGUUCUUUGUAUGUUUUUUUCUGUACGUAUUGGGGGGAAGGGGAACAUUUACAUAUAAACAGUCCUAAGUCUACAGUUUGUUAUUUUUUUAAUUAUUAUUAUUAUAAUUAUUAUUAUUUUUUAUUGUCAUUGUGAAGAUGUCCAGUGGCUUUAAAGUCCUUGUUUCCUUUGUGGUGAAAUAACCUCCUGGUAGUUUGAGAGAUUGCCAAGAAGAUGGAAAAAAAAAAAAAAAAAAGCAAAAAUCCAGUAGCAGAGCAUGGAAUCUGUGUUGUUUUCCCAUUCUGUUUAUUACUGCCUCAUUCAAUAAAUAGUUACAGAUGUGGCUACAGGAAGAGGGGAUGUGAAUUGUCUCUGGUGGGUGGGGAGUCGUGGGACAGAUCUUGGCCUCUGAGACAAAUAAACUACCUUUUAGG